Molecule: messenger RNA, 2475 nt
Organism: Lactuca sativa (garden lettuce)
Lineage: Eukaryota; Viridiplantae; Streptophyta; Magnoliopsida; Asterales; Asteraceae
Biological process (GO): regulation of transcription by RNA polymerase II
Cellular component (GO): NuA4 histone acetyltransferase complex
Source: RefSeq, a predicted model, not a curated record
ACCUCUUCCCCUUCCUCUCUCUUCCAUCCACCGCCAUAUACACCUUUUUGUUUUCCCGCCCAAGGCCUUUCCCCGCCCGAUUCUUCAGUUUUCACGACCCCAUCUCUCUGUCCCUAUUUCUCUCCGAUCUUCGUUCUUGAAACCCGAGAGGUACGCGCAUUAAAUUUUCUAUCAGAAAUCCAGAGCUCGUAUAAACAUCGCCAAGACUCGGAAUUUCGCUAAGAAUCCACCGGUUUUGAUAACACCCAGGUUUAUCUUUUCAAGAAUCUUAUUAUGUCUUUUAAAAUUCCAGUUUUCGUGUUUAUUUAGACAUAUAGUCAUAAUUCUGAGUUGGGUUGUGGAAGAUUUUAUUGUGGGUGUUCUGUGGUUGGAUGCUCUGAGUACUUAAAAAAAGUAUUUGUGUCGUCGUGGGUGGGGAGGAGGAGGUAUACUAGGGACAGAUUUCCAGGGCUAGUGCUAGCGAAGGCUUACUAAUUUUUGAAGGGUAGCCAUGGGAUCAGCUGGGAUGAAGAGGAGUGCUAGGGUUUCCGGCGAUACGAUUUUAAGGUCAGGGAGACGAUUAGUUUCUAAGCGCAUAAGGUUAACGUCCAUGGCUAUUGUAGAUACCCAAGAAAACAAGGUUGAGCUUAUCGAUCAUGAAAAACAUGAAAGAGAAAUCAAGUUGGGUGAAUCCAAGAAACACAUAAAUGGUACUUAUCAGGUUAAGGGAACUGAUCACGAAGAACCAAGAGAAAUCAAAGAGAAUGGACAUAGAACCGAUGAACAAGACGAUGAGAUCAAAUUGGGGGAAUCAAAGAAAACGAGUUUGGUUGAUGAUAAUCUUGAUGGGGGUGAUAAAGUGAGUCGCACUAAGCAAUUUGGAGCUGUUUAUACCAGGAAACGAAAGAGGACAAUACCCGGUGACUCAAGUUUAAAAAACAAUAGUUUGGAGGAAAAGUGUGGUUCGGAUAAGAUGUUUAAAAAUAAGUACUUUAAAAAGAGGGUUAGAACUAAUUUAGUAUCUGGGAUUUUCAAUUCAAAUUUAGGUUUUAAUGGGAAAGAUGUUUUAUCCAAAGGGCCUGUUAUUUUCUUUGGCACUUGUAGUGACAGAAGUAAUGGGUUUUCUUGUUCUGUUAGUUCAGUUUUAAGAUACAUGAGGAAGGUCAAAGUGUUCUCAUGGAGACAGUUUUCUUCUUUCUUGUUAUCAGAGCUCACCCUUAGUAUUUACUCAUCCAUUGGCAUUCGGUCUUCUCAGGACACUACCUGCAGAAUGGGCCAUGGAUUCUUAAAAGUGUUUGGCUCAGUUCUUUCUAUACCACUCUUUACUGUCGACUUCAUUUCACUUCCAUUCUGCUUCUUGUAUAUGCAUUCAAGCUUACUUUUGAAAUUUGCAUUCCUAUCCUAUGCAUUGAUCUCACAUCCAGUUGUUGAAAAUGCUAUGGAUGAUGAUAUCAAAGUGCCAUCUGUUGUCACUGAACUCCACCAUUUUAGUAAAUAUAUGUUAGUCACAAAGCCUAGAUCUUCCAGAAAAAGGGUACCAAGGGUAUCACUUUUUAAAAAAUGGCAAACCCAUGUAGAUAAUAAUAUAGUGCCAGUGCCUGGUGUUAGGGAAGUAGCAGGAUAUGAACAGGAGGAAUAUGUACCCUUUAGGCUACCGGAUAUUUAUAUUAGUUCAAAAAGUGAUGAAGUUUCUAGAACUUUGCAAAAGAGUUAUCCGAUUUAUGAUAUGGAGUCUGCUGAUGAGGAGUGGUUAAAGAAGUUUAAUAAAGAGCAGUUUGGGGCUAAUGAUUGUGUUUUGGAAGAUACUUUUGAGAAAGUAAUUGAUGCUUUUGAGAGAGGAAGUUAUUGUAGUUCAAUUGAUUAUUCUAAUGCCACAUCAGCGAUUAAUCGGUGUGUAGGGUUGGCAUCAAAGGAUGUUUUAGAGGCUUUGUAUAGGUAUUGGAUGACUAAGCGGAAGAAGAAACGUUCGCCUCUAGUUAGAGUUUUUCAGUGUUACCCGCGUAAAAGAGUUAGAAAACAUGCUACAAAUAUUGUUCUUCGCAAAAAACGGUCACUUAGAAGACGGAAGAGCCAACUUCAUGCAGGAAAACAUGUUGGUUUCUUGAAAGCGAUGCUGAUGAUGAAUGAACAAAAAACACUGGAAGAGGCUGCAAACGCGUAUAUGAAAGUGCAUGAAACGCAAGAAGAUGUAAGGAGGUCAGAAAUGGCAGCCAUUGUUAAACGACAAGAAGCUCAAGCUCUUAUGGAGACUGCUGACUUGGCAACUUACAGAGCGACCAUGGCACUUAGAAUUGCAGAAGCUCGAGCAGCAACCACUGGGUUUUCUUUGUGAGCGAGCCAAUAGAUCCUUCUUUUUUCCCAGUAAAUAGAGGGAAGUAUAUUGUUGUAGAGCGUAUUAUUUUGUGUAAUGCUAUGUUUUUUGAUGAUAAAACCACACAACAGGUUUUAGUUUCUGCCAAAAUAUGGAAAAAAUAAAUAAGAUGCAGGUUUUAUGAA